AUGGGACGAUUUGGUCGUGAAGUAAUAUCAGUACACGUUGGACAAGCAGGUGUACAAAUUGGAAAUGCUUGUUGGGAAUUAUAUUGCUUAGAACAUGGCAUCCAACCAAAUGGUAUGAUGACAGAUGAUCAAGCAAUUGAUCACGAGGAUAUUUCAUAUAAUACUUUUUUUGCUGAAACUAUUUAUGGUAAACAUGUUCCACGAACAAUUUUUAUUGACUUAGAACCAACUGUUGUAGAUGAAAUAAGAACCGGAACUUAUCGAUCGUUAUUUCAUCCGGAACAACUUAUAUCCGGAAAAGAAGAUGCAGCAAAUAAUUACGCCCGCGGUCAUUAUACUAUUGGAAAAGAAAUUAUUGAUGUUUGCAUUGAUCGUAUAAGACGUAUGAGCGAUAUGUGCAAUGGUUUACAAGGAUUUUUAAUUUUUCAUUCAUUUGGUGGUGGUACUGGAAGUGGUUUUACAGCAUUACUUAUGGAACGUUUAUCAGUUGAUUAUGGCAAAAAAUCAAAACUUGAAUUUAGCAUUUAUCCUGCUCCAAGGAUUAGCACAGCAGUUGUUGAGCCAUAUAAUUCCGUUUUAACAACUCACACAACCUUAGAACAUUCCGAUUGCUCAUUUAUGGUUGAUAAUGAAGCAAUUUAUGAAAUUUGCCGAAAAAAUCUUUCUAUAACAAGGUAA
Brugia pahangi is the source of this 678-nucleotide messenger RNA. The record is from the annotation of a GenBank genome assembly. Lineage: Eukaryota; Metazoa; Nematoda; Chromadorea; Rhabditida; Onchocercidae.